Vitrella brassicaformis is the source of this 1741-nucleotide messenger RNA. The record is from the annotation of a GenBank genome assembly. NCBI's taxonomy places the organism in Eukaryota, Vitrellaceae.
GGAGCGUCACACACACACACACACACACACAGAUGCAGAAACACACGAAGCCAUGAUCUCUCGCACAAGCACUGUUCAUUCGGUCUUGCUGCUGCUGCUGCCGCUGCCCUUCGCUACCAUCUUCUCUCUCCUGACCCGCGAGAGGACGCCCACAAAGCCAUAGAGCAGGGUGGCGUUGAAGGCCAGCUGCACCACCGUGCCCAUCAUGCCGCUGCACCGAUGGCCUGUGGGUGGAAGGAACCACACACACACACUCAUCAAUCGCAGAGGACAGACAGCCGCACCUGUCUGUCUGUUGGGUCAAUCAGAAGACUUGAUGACCUACCUGUUGUGUGAAGCGUCACAGUCACGGCGGCGCACGCGAAUGACGUGGCGAACUGGACUAUCUGCAGCUGCGUGAUAUACCUAAACACACACACACACACACACACAUUGGUCCAUCCAUUCAGCCAUCCAGCCGUCUACGAGUGUGUGUGUGUGGGUGUAGGCGCCCCCACCGACCGACCGUUUCCACCAUGGGUCGAUUCCGACUGACUUGAGGGCGAAGUAAAGGUACAUGACCACAUGCACCAAGCAAUUGAACACCUGGCCCACAAACUGCAUAAACCGGCACACAACACACAAGUGAGCUGAACCAGACGCACACACACACACACACAGAGGCUCUCUCUCGCUCUGUCUGUGUGUCUGUCUGUGUGUCUGUCUGUCUGUGUGUGUGUGUGUAGUAGUCUGGUUACUUACGAUGAGUGUGCCGACGGUGUCGAUCCACAGCCACACGGCCAAGACGAUGCCAGCGUGGUGAUAGACAUGCAGCAAGUACGACGGGGGACGGCGGCCCUUCAGCAACUGACACACACACACACAGACAGACAAAGGAGAGAAAGGAACAAGACAAGAAUGGCACCAUCUCUCUGUCAGUCACACAUUCGCCACUGAGUGGUCUGUCUCUUUGUGACCACAAACUGAGUGACCUGCAGAAUGGUGUCGAGAAGCUCCCAGUACUUGGACACAUAAUACACAUACCUUCACAUUCACACACACACACAGACACGUGUGUGUGUGUGUGGGCAGGGCAUGCAACACACAGACACAAAGGCCGAACGAAUGGCACUUACACACUUACACCCAGAAAUACAGCGGCCCCCUCGCCGUCGUCCCCUCCACCUCACACACCAGCCACAGCGCACUGCCGUCUGCCGCCACACGCCGCCCCGCCUCACACACGGUGCCCACCAGCAUGAUCAGAGAAAUGACACUCAGCAACGCAUUGUGCACUGCAAUGCAACCAGACAGACAAUCUGCCUCUGUCUGUGUGUGUGUGUGUGUGUGUUGAUGACCACACGCGCAGAGCAUACCAGCCUGAAUGGGGCCAAUGUGGGAAGAAAGUCCGGCGGCGGCUCCCUUGCCGCCGUCGGACCUCCGCUGCACACACAGCGCGUCAAGGGAGAGGACGAGGCCCACAUACACACACACACCAACCUGACACACACACAAGACCGACUCUGCACUGCUGUCUGUCUGUCUGUCUGUGUGCGCAUCUGUCUGUCUGCCUGUGGAUGUGAUGUGGAUGGCGCACCUACCGUCGGUGUGCGGACGUCGCUGAGCGGUGCGUCGCGCCAGUCGAAGGACAAUGGAUCAGACAGCGUCGUCACAAGCGAUGCAGCGGCCUCCAUCUUGCAGCCACGCACCGACACAAAGGCAGACGAUGGGCCUUGCAGUGCCCUGUUGGCGAAGAUCUGCU